GGAUGACCCCUCACCCAUCACACAUUUUGUCAUUUGAGACAAAAUAAACCACUCCCUCUCACCUCAACCAUCCAACUCGUCCAGCCCCAUCUUUUUGAGAAGAAGAACUCUCAAAAUACUCUUCCUCCAUAGCUGAACUCGAGCUCAAGGAAGGAGGUCCAAAGAGGAGGGCUUGUAGAAGGAAAAAAGCUAGGAAAAAGUGUGAAAAUUGAGGAACUUGUGAAAGGUAUUUCAAGUGAUUUCACAAAGUUGGAAAAGUCGCCGGAGUUGUCGCCGGAGUUGACCAAAAGUCGCCGGAGUUUCACCGGAGUUCAACCAAGAAGGGUAGAACUUCAUAACGCUAGUUCAAGGUUGAAGCUAGGGCUUGCUACCUGCACCUUUCUACGGGUGACAUCAAGUCAAGGAAGACGUGAAAUGGAGGGCAGGCGAAUGCGGACCAGGAACAAUCCGAGGGGGCAGGCGCCGGUAACAUCCCAAAGGGGAAGCCGGGCUGCAUCUCGGGGUUCAAGAGGAGGCCGUGGAGGCCGUGGAAGCCGUGGAGGUCAUCAAGCUCAAACUGUGAGUGAUGGCCAUGUAAGCUCGGUGUAUGAAACCAACACCGAGGACUAUGACUCUACGUAUGUUCCUGAGACAGAGCAUGAGGAGACCCCAUAUGAUGGAGGUGACACAUACACCGAUGAGGACAAUGAUGAAAGUGAUGCCCGCUUCGCCCAAAUGGGUGAAUUACUUGAGUGGUAUCAAAAGGAGAAACUGAGGAGAGACCUUAGGCGCCAAGCGAGGCGUGGCUCUCGUGGUGGUUCGGGUCAAGGGAGCCGGGGAGCUUCCGUGGCCACCCCAGCGGCGUCACAAGGUGGGCGUGAAGGAGGUUUUGUUGUGAGAAUCUCCAAGUACCUCAAGGAGGCUAGGGCCUUGGGGUGUAGGUCCUUUGACGGCACCGGUGACAUUACCGUUGCCGCCGAUUGGAUUAAGAAGGUGAAGGAUGCAUCAAGAGACAUGCAAAUCACACCGGACGUGAAGUUGACUGUCGCUUCACGGCUACUUGAAGGGAUAGCUUCUACGUGGUGGGAGAGCGUGGAAGGGAAGUACCAUGGGGAAAUAACAUGGGCGGAUUUUGAGCUAGAAUUCUAUGCUCAAUACUACUCCGAGUACGAGGUGAAUGUGAAACGGAGAGAGUACACUAACCUCAAACAAAAAGAUGGCGGCACAGUUAAGCAGCUGGAACAAGAGUUUAGAACCUUGGCUAGGUUCUUGCCAGAGUACGCGGUUGAUGAGAACCGUAUGACGGAGCACUUUUGGGACGCCCUACUCUUGGACAUCCGUGAUCGGGCUACGUACUCGCGCCACAUGACCUUUAGCGAGGUGGUGGAGCAGGGCCUUCUUGGGGAGGCCCAAUGGAACGAGAGGAAAGCAAGGGACGCCGAAGAGGCGAAGAAGAGGAAGUGGAAUAAUUCGGGGCCACCCGAUCAUUCUCGAAGGAACAACCACGGGGGUGGUGGUGGUGGUGGCGGUGGUUCAUUCAAGGCGCCGGCUCCACUGGCAAAGAAGAAUAGGGAUGCGAGGUGGCACGGACCUAGGCCACAGAACUCGGGGCCACCUAGAUGUCCCAAUUGCUCAAAACAACACUUUGGAAAGUGCAAUGAACCACCGAGGUGUUUUAAGUGCGGGAAUGCGGGCCAUAUGAAGGCCAAUUGCCCUCAAUUGAUACAAGAGAGUGCCUCAGGAGCCGGGGGAGGGACCAUGACGGGAAGGAACCGUGCGGGACCGUCAAACGGCGGCACGGGAAGAGGCGGUGCAUCCACAAGCCAUGCCGCAUCCGUCAACCAAGGUGGGACCCAAGCACGAGUCUACGCGAUGACCGAGGCGGAUGCGCGAGCAAACCCGGACUCCGUUGCAGGUAAUACACGUAUUCCCAUGUAUUUCUAGGCUUAGUUUGAUCAUAUACACCGUUGGGGGUUGAGUUCGGGCCACCCCGGGACCAAACGGAGCGAAAUUGGGCGAAAUUGGGCGAAUUCGGGCUGAUUUCUGCCAACGCACUACAGGCUGGGCUGCACGCACGGCCGUGCGUUGCCCGUGCGUACCUCCGUGCGUUGGUGGCAGUAGCACCCCGGAGGAAAAUCGCUGCACGCCCGGCCGUGCGUUGCCCGUGCGUACCUCCGUGCGUUGGUGGCAAUAGCACCCCGGAGAAAAUCGCUGCACGCCCGGCCGUGCGUUGCCCGUGCGUCCCUUCGUGCGUUGGGGGCAGUAGCCUCCAUUGGUAAGGCAAGGUACGCACGACCGUGCGUACCCCCUACGCACGCCGUGCGUGGACCCCUGGCACCCGAAACUUGAUUUUUUCGCCCCGUUCUUCUACGUUUGGACGCCCGUUUGAUUCCAAAAAUUAGUAUGAACCUAAUAACCUCCUAAAGGAGUGUAAAAACAUUAGAAAUGGUAUCUUACAUGGUGUAUAAAUGUAGGAACACUAAAGAUCAAUGGUAGGUGUGCGAGGAUCCUCAUCGAUACCGGGGCACAACGCUCAUUUGUGAGUGAGGCGUUCGCCGAGGGCCUUGACGUGCCAUUGACACCUAUGAUGCAAACGUUGCUAGUCUCCACACCAUUAGGAGACGAUGUGGAGAGAAAUCAUUACUAUCCAUCGUGUGAGGUGGAAGUGACGGGUCAACCCUUGACUUGUGAUUUCGUACCUCUAAGCAUGUUGGAGUUCGAUGCAAUCCUAGGAAUGGAUUGGCUUGAGAAGCACCAUGCUCGAGUAGAUUGCUACACCAAGGUGUUGGAGCUCGAGGAUGAUCAAGGAAACACGCUAUGUUUCGAAGGAGAUCGGGGGAAAUCUAAUGCUUGUAUCAUAUCCGUGAUGAGAGCACGAAAGAUGAUGAGGAAGGGAUGCCACGCAUACCUUGCUUAUGUGGUAGAUGAUACGAAGAAAGAAGUCGACAUCAAGGAUGUUCGAGUCGUGUGCAAGUACCCGGACGUCUUUCCCAAGGACCUACCGGGGCUUCCACCCGAUAGAGAGAUUGAAUUUGUAAUCGAAGUGGAGCCGGGAACCAAACCCAUUUCGAUUCCUCCUUAUCGAAUGGCGCCGGCCGAACUCCAAGAGUUGAAGGUCCAACUACAAGAAUUACUGGACAACGGGUUCAUCAGACCCAGUCAUUCACCGUGGGGAGCACCCGUACUCUUCGUAAAGAAGAAAGAUGGUACACUAAGAAUGUGUAUCGACUACCGACAGUUGAACAAGGUCACCAUCAAGAACAGGUAUCCUUUACCUAGGAUUGAUGACUUGUUUGAUCAACUUCGAGGGGCCAUAGUAUUCUCAAAGAUUGACUUGAGAUCGGGGUAUCAUCAGUUGAAGAUCAAGGAGAGUGACAUACCUAAGAGUGCAUUUCGCACUAGAUAUGGUCACUACGAGUUUCUUGUGAUGUCAUUUGGGUUAACCAAUGCACCGGCAACAUUCAUGGACUUGAUGAACCGUGUGUUUAGUGAAUACUUAGAUCAAUUUGUGAUAGUAUUCAUUGAUGACAUCUUGAUAUACUCCAAGAGCGAGGAAGAGCACGAACACCAUUUGAGGCUUGUACUUGAUCGGCUAAGGGAAAAGCAACUCUUCGCCAAGUUCUCCAAAUGCGAAUUUUGGCUCAAAGAGAUUGGUUUCCUCGGUCAUGUCAUAUCCGGUUCGGGUGUUGCUGUGGAUAACGCCAAGAUAAAAGCGAUCAUGGAUUGGGAGAGACCCAGGAAUGCGAAGGAGAUACGUAGUUUCCUUGGCCUAGCGGGAUACUAUCGUAAAUUUGUUGAGAAAUUCUCCGUAUUGGCGUCUCCAUUAACGAAGCUCACAAAGAAAGGGGCCAAGUUCAUAUGGGACGAUAAGUGCGAGAAGGGGUUCCUUGAAUUGAAGAAACGACUUACCGAAGCACCAGUCCUGGCCCUACCCAUACAGGGUAUAGGGUACGACAUUUACAGCGAUGCUAGCAUCCAAGGGCUUGGAUGUGUACUAAUGCAAAACGGUAAGGUGAUUGCCUAUGCUUCUAGGCAAUUGAGGAAACACGAGGUGAACUACCCUACUCACGAUCUAGAGUUGGGGGCGGUGGUGUUUGCAUUGAAGAUUUGGAGACAUUAUCUCUACGGGGAGACGUGUCACAUUUAUACUGAUCAUAAGAGCUUGAAGUAUGUAUUCACUCAGAAAGAGUUGAAUAUGAGGCAGAGGAGAUGGAUGGAGUUGAUCAAGGACUAUGACUUGAUCAUCGACUAUCAUCCCGGAAAGGCCAAUGUAGUGGCCGACGCACUGAGCAGAAAGAGUACGUCAGGGACGCUACUCACAUGUCUACAAGCAUUGAGGGCACACGUGGAGGUAUCCACGAGCGGGGCGCUCAUUGCUAGAUUCGAGGUGAGGCCUACAUUGCUGAGUGAGAUCAGUAGAUGUCAGGCCAUUGAUGAGGAAUGUCAGAAGAUCCGCGAACGGAUCCUUGAGGGGCCCGUCGAGAAUUUUCGGGUACGUGAUGACGGUCUUUUAUUAUUUAAGGAUCGUGUGUGCAUACCAAAGAAUGAGGAGCUCCAGAGGGCUAUACUUGAGGAGGCUCAUUCUUCAGCAUAUGCCAUGCAUCCAGGGGGUACUAAGAUGUACCGAGAUCUGAAGGAAAGUUACUGGUGGUCAGGCAUGAAGAAGGAUAUCGCAGAGUUUGUGAGUCGAUGCCUUACUUGCCAGCAAAUUAAGGCAGAGCAUCAGCACCCAGCAGGGCUCUUACAACCACUCACCAUCCCAGAGUGGAAGUGGGAACAUGUGACCAUGGACUUCGUGGUGGGGCUGCCACGAACAGUGAACAACUACGAUGCAGUAUGGGUAGUGGUUGAUAGGCUCACCAAGAGUGCACACUUUCUGCCUAUCAACAUUACUUAUCCUCUUGAAAGAUUGGCCAAGCUAUACACGGAGGAGAUUGUGAGAUUACAUGGAGUCCCAAUAUCCAUUGUCUCGGAUAGGGAUCCACGAUUCACAUCCCGAUUUUGGCCAAAGUUUCAAGCAUCUUUGGGGACUAAACUGAAGUUUAGCACAGCUUUUCACCCACAGACGGAUGGACAGUCCGAGCGGGUGAUACAGAUUUUGGAAGACAUGCUUAGGGCAUGUGCUUUGGAGUUCCAAGGAAGUUGGGACAAGCAUUUGGCCCUAGUGGAGUUUGCUUAUAACAACAGUUAUCAAGCAAGUAUCGGCAUGCCUCCAUAUGAGGCAUUGUAUGGGAGGAAAUGCAGAACACCAUUGUGUUGGGACGAGGUUGGCAAGGCCAAACUCGAAGGGAUAGAGCUAGUUGAGAUCACCAAGGCCAAGGUGAGGAUCAUUCGGGAUAGAUUGAAGGCCGCUCAGGACCGACAGAAGAGUUAUGCUGAUAAACGGCGGAGACCGUUGGAGUUCAAAGUCGGUGAUGAGGUCUUCCUAAGGAUUUCUCCUUGGAAGGGCAUCAUCCGAUUCGUAUCGAGGGGGAAGCUUAACCACCGAUACAUAGGUCCGUUUGAGAUCCUUGAAAGGAUCAGGGCCGUGGCUUACCGACUCAAGUUGACGCCUGAACUUGAGAAGAUACAUGACGUGUUUCAUGUAUCAAUGCUCAAGAAGUACAUACGAGACCCAUCUCAUAUUCUUGAGAAACCACCGGUAGAGAUCCGUGAGGACUUGCAAUAUGCGGUGGAACCAGUGAAGAUUGUUGGUCAACAAGUGAAGAAGCUUAGGAAUAAGGAGAUUCCUAUGGUAAAGGUUCUUUGGAGGAGUGAUCGAGUUGAAGAAGAAACUUGGGAGACCGAGGUCUCAAUGAAGGAGCAAUACCCAUUUCUUUUCGAUUAGAUACUUGGAUUUCGGGGACGAAAUCCCAAAUAAGGGGGGGUGAACUUGUAACACCGUCCCCAAGUAUAUUUACUUUUAUGUAAAUAAUGUAUUGAACCUUAUCAAAGGAUUAAUGAAUUUACGAAGUUGUAAAUUUUUAUUAUUUCUUUCGCGUGAAUAGUAAAUUGCACGUGGGACCCACACCGGGAGCGGGGGCCGCCCGAUAUUCCCGAGAUCACAUAAAUUAUUCUUAUGGGUCGAAAUAAUAUUUAUAUGGUGGUGGACAUCUUGUUUGGGCCAUGGGAAGGCCUGGGGUUGACCGAUCGGUCAAAAGAAGCCCAAUUACCUGUACCGACAAUUUAACGGAUAACAGCCCGAACUGAAUUUCGGGGACUUCUAAAUUAAUGUUUUGGAAUAUAUAUUAUUUCAAAAGGCCAUUACGGUUGGGAACACGUAAUAUAUUUUAUUGGACCCGAUAAAAUAAAAUAUAUUUAAAACAGUCCGAAAAAUACAACUUUCGGGACCGAUUGUACACAUCGGGACACAAAGGGAUGACCUCCCACAUGAGUGGGGGCCACCCCACGUUUUUUUGUGCUCAAUUAGACAAAGGGGAGCUGGAUAUGACAAAGGAAGGUGUGGAGGAGGAGGCUUUGGCAUCAAAGUACAAGGAUGACCCCUCACCCAUCACACAUUUUGUCAUUUGAGACAAAAUAAACCACUCCCUCUCACCUCAACCAUCCAACUCGUCCAGCCCCAUCUUUUUGAGAAGAAGAACUCUCAAAAUACUCUUCCUCCAUAGCUGAACUCGAGCUCAAGGAAGGAGGUCCAAAGAGGAGGGCUUGUAGAAGGAAAAAAGCUAGGAAAAAGUGUGAAAAUUGAGGAACUUGUGAAAGGUAUUUCAAGUGAUUUCACAAAGUUGGAAAAGUCGCCGGAGUUGUCGCCGGAGUUGACCAAAAGUCGCCGGAGUUUCACCGGAGUUCAACCAAGAAGGGUAGAACUUCAUAACGCUAGUUCAAGGUUGAAGCUAGGGCUUGCUACCUGCACCUUUCUACGGGUGACAUCAAGUCAAGGAAGGCGUGGUUCGUGCUUCCUCAUUUCCUUUCAAAUGACUAAACAUUGCUCAUGGAUAUUUUUAUUUGUUAUAAACUACUUUUGGGGCUUGCAUGCCCAUGUACGUUGUUGGCCGGUUGUGGCUUAUGACUUACCGUUGAAUAUUUCCGCUAUUCAUUGGUUUAAGUGUGAUGUUGUUAUGUAUGUUUA
Cuscuta epithymum is the source of this 7045-nucleotide messenger RNA. The record is from the annotation of a GenBank genome assembly. NCBI's taxonomy places the organism in Eukaryota, Viridiplantae, Streptophyta, Magnoliopsida, Solanales, Convolvulaceae.